CAUCGCUGGUAGCUCAAGACUGAAAUCCUCAGAAUCGAAGUGAUUUAUAUCAAGGAUAUUACCAUCGGCAUCUUGAGCGAUAAUACGAACGGAACGACGUCGACUACGUGGAUCGUCGGAGUGUAGAAUACCUCAUAAAUGGUCCUUACUCGCCGUCAAGCUGUUUCAGCAUCUUCAACGCCUCCGCCCAACAUGCCUGAGACAACCCCUUUACUCCCAAAACCAGGGGAGACAUGCGAGGAUGGAGAGCGGAAGACAAUCUCCUACGAGGAGUCCCUGAUGCUGCUACCCUGGCAGACAGAUAAUGAUUAUAUUAGACAUGGGUAUAGAAGAGCGACACCCUCGAUUCGAAAGUGCUUAUGGAGUGCAGUAAGCUACCUUCACAACGAGACAGUAAACAUCCACUCCCAUUCUGUUGGUGCUGUCUUCUUUCUCUCGCUCCUCCCCCUUCACCUCAUCCCAACGCAUUUCCCCACCCUAAACCAGUCCUGCAGCCCAUUACCGACCCCGCCUACUCUACAUGACAAGGUCGCCCUGGCUCUAUACCUCAUUUGCGCUGUGUUAUGUUUGAGUUUGAGCAGCUGGUUUCAUACAGUCUCAUGCCAUUCAAAAGAGGUUUGCGAUGCAGCUCACCGUGGAGAUUAUAUAGGUAUUGUAGUAUUAAUUGUGGGGAGUAUCACCCCCGGUAUGUACUAUGCUUUCUAUGAGAAUGCCUUCCUUCAAGUUUUCUAUAUGGCUGGCAUCAUCAUUGCCGGUAUAGUAUCAGCUUAUAUCGUACUGUCCCCACACCAUCGUUCCCAUCGAUGGCACCGUACCCUCACAUUCAUAGUUCUAGGCCUCUCUGCUGUGGUACCCAUCACCCACAUCUUGUUCACCCAAGGUCUAGUCCAUGCGAGAGAAAAGAUGAGCCUUGACCUCAUUGUAGCAGGUGGGGCAAGCUACAUUUUUGGUGCAUUACUCUACGCGGCAAGAAUCCCCGAAAAGCUUUCCCCCGGCACUUUCGACUAUUUCGGAUCAUCCCAUCAAAUUUUUCACUGCUUUGUCUUGGCAGGCGCUGGUUUCCAAUACGCUGCGCUUAGAGGUAUGGUUUGGGGGAGGGCUAUGGCUGUUGGUAAGACUAUCGCCGAAUCGGAAGGACUUUUGUAGACUGUGGUAUAGAUGACGUAGAAUUGACAAAGUCUAGAUCUCUCGACAUGAUUAGCUGCAUUCUAUUUACAUAUAUGACUAUAUUGCACAACUUCGUACGCCCUU
This is a messenger RNA of Cryptococcus deneoformans JEC21, 1251 nucleotides long. Its product is annotated as integral to membrane protein, putative. The coding region runs from base 139 to 1146 and encodes 335 amino acids. The record is from RefSeq and is a predicted model, not a curated record. Gene Ontology annotation, cellular component: membrane. Gene Ontology annotation, molecular function: signaling receptor activity. The transcript has 8 exons. NCBI's taxonomy places the organism in Eukaryota, Fungi, Basidiomycota, Tremellomycetes, Tremellales, Cryptococcaceae.